AUGAUCAUUGCUUCGCUUAUUAUAUUAACCUUUACUCUGCACAUUGGGGAUGGAGGUUCGCACGAGGGACCCGCCAAGCUACAAAAACAAAGUCAACCCGGGAACAUGAAUGUGAAUGUUGAGCAACCAGGAAAAUUCGAGCGGUUUGUCGCCGAAAGUGAUCUGAUGAAAGAUGACGAAAAUGGGCAAAAAGCUAGCGAAGUUGAGAGCAAUCUGAAAGACGUCGGAGAUGAAGAAGAAAGUCUCAGAAACAUUGGAACGCCGAACAUGGAGGUUAUUUCAACUAGAAUUGAGGCACUCGAGAAACAGAUAGCCAAUCUUAAUGCCCAACUCGUUAUUCAGCAAAGAUUGACAAAUUUUACCAAAACGUUUCCGCCUGUCAAAUUUCGCGACGAACGUACUCGGAAAAGAAUACUUAUCACUGGCGGCUGUGGGUUUGUCGGAUCACAUUUGGUUGAUAAAUUAAUGGCUGAUGGUCAUGAGGUCCUUGCACUCGACAAUUAUUUUACCGGACGAAAAAGAAAUGUCGAACAUUGGAUCGGACACCCAAACUUUGAACUGGUGCAUCACGACGUCGUGAAUCCUUACUUUGUUGAAGUUGAUCAGAUUUAUCAUCUCGCUUCGCCUGCAUCACCGCCACAUUAUAUGUACAAUCCUGUGAAGACAAUUAAGACAAACACAAUUGGGACUAUCAAUAUGCUCGGAUUAGCAAAGAGAGUCAAAGCGACAAUGUUACUUGCUUCGACAUCGGAGAUUUAUGGUGACCCCGAAGUUCAUCCACAACCUGAAGAAUACUGGGGUCAUGUGAAUACUAUUGGUCCUCGUUCGUGCUAUGAUGAAGGGAAACGAGUUGCCGAAAGUUUAAUGGUCGCUUAUCACAAGCAGGAGAAUGUUUCAAUACGGAUUGCAAGAAUUUUCAAUACGUUUGGACCAAGAAUGCAUAUGAAUGAUGGACGUGUAGUUAGCAAUUUUAUCAUACAAGCCUUACAAAAGCAGCCCAUUACGAUUUAUGGUGAUGGUGGACAAACUCGUUCAUUUCAAUAUGUUUCCGAUUUGGUUGAAGGCCUAAUAGCAUUGAUGGAAAGUGAUAGUUUUAUUCCUGUUAACCUUGGCAAUCCAGAGGAACACACAAUAAGGCAUUUUGCUGAGAUUAUCAGGGAUUUAGUAGAUAGCGAAAGUCAAAUAGUACACAUGGAUGCCCAACCUGACGAUCCUCAUCAAAGGAAACCGGAUAUUCGGAGAGCUGAUAAACUUCUAAAAUGGAAACCAAAGGUUUCAAUGCGUGAAGGUUUGCAAAAGACGAUUGAGUAUUUCCGAGGCCAGUUGGCAAGCGGGGGACGGCUGGACCAUACACCAAAAAGACCGCGGAAUUCGCUUCCUGGCGUAAGGCCCCCUCAGGGUGGUGUUGUCGUCUCUAAACCUCUAUUCGUCGUGAAACCUGACAACGGCCGUGCAAAUCCUCCAAGUCGAGGUGAUGGAUACGACUCGUUUGACGACGAUGACAUUAGACCCGGGCCUUCUGAAUACAUCAAAACCCAGCAACAAGAGCUCACUCAAAUACCGGAUUCACAACCCAAAUGCAAUACUCCCCGUCGACGACAAGAUGAAUCUGAUAGUAAAGUCUCGCAUCUGGUCUCGUGUCAGCUUCUGAAAAAUCGCUUACACAAUGAACAAAGAGAAAAAGAAAAGGUUGAACGCCAACGAAAUGAACUCUCGGCACAACUAAUGAAAGCAGAUCGGGAGAAAAGGGAGGAGAUAGACAGAGUCAAGAAAGCCUAUGAAGCUAAAAUUCAAACGAUGGAUAACACGAUUCGGGAAUUACGAUUUGAUGAGUCGAGAGUAGACAUAACAAUUGCUAGCCAAAUGCAUGCUGAAGAUCCAGACACGAUUGAUUGCACUGCUCUAGAACCUCGAAUGCGGUUUGCUUCACCAGCUGUUCAUUCUAAAAAGGCAACAGCAGUACCACAACGAUCGGGUCCAGAACUGUUUAAAGCACAGCGAAAUGCGAUGGCGGCAAUGAAUAAUCUCAACAGUGCUAAACCUAUUAUUAAACAGAAAUUGGCUCAAACUGGGCCUGAAAGAUUGCAGCAGAGAAUCAAUGCAAACGCAGCCGCCGCCGCCAUGAAAGCACAGUCACCGCCCGCUAAACGACCGCCAAUGCAACCUCAAUCAGUGUUGAAUGUUUCAAAACCUCAACAUGCAGCAACCACACAUUACGAUAAUGCGAAACCUCAACAGGACUUCAUGUUGGACUCUCAAACACAGCAACAUCAUCAUCGAGUUACAUUUCAAUUGCCUCCUGAAGCUUCUGGUGAGAUGGCUUCACCUGUUACGACAACCUCAGCACCUGUAAAACAAUGUGUUAAGAAAAAGCGGAAAAAGCCGAUCCUGAAAUCGAGGAGCGAUGUAAAAACGUUGCUCGCUUGCUUGAAAAUCCGAAAAAAUCCACGUGUGUUGAAUUUUGCGAAUAUCUGUCCACAAAAAGGCGCCAUACUUCUCCAGAAAGUAACAGAAAUAACGGAGGUCGAAUGGACAGAAGUGCCAGAAGAGGAGGCACAAGGAGAGGAGUCAAACGAUUCAACGAAUUCGAAAUGUCGAAAAGAUUCAAAGGAUCCGAAAAAGUUGGUUAAUGAAAAGAAAAAUAAACCG
Molecule: messenger RNA, 2649 nt
Organism: Mesorhabditis belari
Lineage: Eukaryota; Metazoa; Nematoda; Chromadorea; Rhabditida; Rhabditidae
Source: the annotation of a GenBank genome assembly